This is a messenger RNA of Acipenser ruthenus (sterlet), 2269 nucleotides long. It is a transcript of the gene znf668, whose product is annotated as zinc finger protein 668. The coding region runs from base 298 to 2229 and encodes 643 amino acids. The transcript is spliced from 3 exons. The record is from RefSeq and is a predicted model, not a curated record. NCBI's taxonomy places the organism in Eukaryota, Metazoa, Chordata, Actinopteri, Acipenseriformes, Acipenseridae.
CUUUAGACUCUAAUAGGAGGCUUGCUGGUCCCAGAGGUUAAAGAAAAGGGGUCUUGAUACCAGGAGGUUCAAAUCCCAGCUCAGCCACUGACUCCCUGUGUGUGUGUGUGUGUGUGUGUGUGCGUGCGUGCGUGCGUGUGACCCUGAGCAAGUCACUCCACCUCCUUGUGCUCCGUCCUUCGGAUGAGACGUCAAACAAACGAGCUCCUAUUGGAAGUGACUCUGCAGCAGCAGCAGUUGUUGAUGAUGCAGAGUUCACCCCCCUAGUCUCUCUGAAAUAACUCCACCUCCACCAAAAUGGCAUCUUCACCAGAACCAGAACCCGCCCCGGCAGUCCAGAAAAUUGAAGAAACCGCCGAAGACCCGGAAACCGUCGACACGCCCCCUGCUGGCCGACGGGGGAAAGGCGGUCGAGCCCGCACCUACCGCUGCUCCAUCUGUCACAAGGCUUUCCCCAGCCUCUCCCUCCUGCUCCCUCACCGCGCCACCCACGCCAAAGAACGCAAGCACCGCUGCGCCGACUGCCCCAAGACCUUCGAAACCCGGGCGCUGCUGUCCAAGCACCAGCGGUCGCACUCCUCCGAGCGCCCGUUCCAGUGCCCGCUGUGCCGCAAGGCCUACAAGUCCUCCGUGGAGCUGCGGAACCACUCGCGCAGCCACACGGGCGAGAAGCCCUUCGUGUGCUCGGAGUGCGGGAAGGCUUUCAUGCAGGCCAUCUGCCUUCGUAUCCACAUGACCCAGCACUCCGGGGAGAGGCCUCACUGCUGCCCUCAGUGCCCCAAGAGCUACCCCACGCUGUCCAAGCUGAAGGUUCACGUCAGGUCCCACACGGGAGAGAAGCCGUACUCCUGCACGGAAUGCGGGAAGGAAUUUGCCGACCCGUCGGUGUUCCGCAAACACCGCAGGAACCACCAGGGGCACCGUCCGUACGCCUGCAGCGAGUGCGGCAAGACCUACACCGAACUGAAGGACCUGAAGAACCACCAGCGCUCCCACACGGGGGAGAAGCCCUACCUGUGCUCGGACUGUGGCAAAGCCUUCUCCCGUUCCUCCUCUCUGGCCUGCCACCUCCGCAUCCACUCCGACAGGAAGCCUUACGCGUGCGAGCAGUGCGGCAAAGAUUUCACCCAGCUCUCCUCCUACCAGAGCCACCUGCGCACGCACUCCGGGGAAAAACCCUUCCUCUGCCCGCAGUGCGGCAAAAUGUUCUCCGACCCGUCCAGCUUCCGACGCCACCAGAGGGCGCACUCCGGGGUCAAGCCCUACCAGUGUGACAAGUGCGCCAAACAGUUCAGGCAGCCGGCAGACCUGGCCGUGCACCAGAGGAUCCAUUCGGGCCAACGACCUUACAAGUGCCCUGAUUGCGACAAGGCGUUCGUGGCGUCCUGGGACUUGCGCCGGCACGCGCUGGUCCACAGCGGGCAGCGGCCUUUCCCGUGCCAGGAGUGCGGCAAGGCCUUCGCCGAGCGGUCCUCUCUCAACAAGCACCGGCGCGUGCAUUCGGGGGAGCGGCCGUACAAGUGCGCCCUCUGCUGCAAGUGCUUCGUAGUCUCCUCCAGCUUGCGCAAGCACGAACGAACGCACCUGACCGAAAAGCCAGCCAAAGGAGGAGGAGGAGGAGGAGGAGGGGGAGGGGGAGGGGGAGGGGGAGGAGAGCAGCAGCCGCCAUCCGUGGAAGAAUCCACGUCUGGGGCAGCGUCCGGCUUCUGCUGUGAGCGCUGCCAGGCCGUUUUCGGCAGCUGGGCCUCCCUGCGGUCCCACGAGUGCGUCCCGUUUCCCUGCCCGCGCUGCAGCGUCGCCUUCGCCACCGCGGACGACCUGCGGAAGCACGAGAAGGCGAGCCACGCGGAGCCCCGGAGCCACGCCUGCGAAGAGUGCGGCAAGGCUUUCCUGAACAGAGCCGGGCUUCGGAAGCACGAGAGGAUCCACUCCAGGGAGCGGCCCCACACCUGCGCCCGCUGCGGGAAGGGCUUCCUAUUCGCCGCGUACCUGAGGAAGCACCAGAGGACCCACCGGGAUCUGCCCGCCCCGGGAGGCGUGGAGGGAUUGCUGGGGCAGCCGGAUCAGCCCGUGAUCGCCACGCCCAUCGCCGUACCCAUCGCGACUUUUCAAGCGCUGACAACGACGGCUGCCGUGUAUCUUGAGAAGUCACCGGAAGUGACCUGGGAGGAGAUCGGGGUGCAUAAGGAAGCCGACGAGUUCAGAAAGCAUUGCGAGGAGCAGAAGUGACCCCUUUUUAACAGGGGGCGCUGCAGGAGAAACGGGGAGG